Condylostylus longicornis is the source of this 6283-nucleotide messenger RNA. RefSeq names its product DENN domain-containing protein 5B (gene pns). Gene Ontology annotation, molecular function: guanyl-nucleotide exchange factor activity; small GTPase binding. The record is from RefSeq and is a predicted model, not a curated record. The transcript is spliced from 17 exons. The coding region runs from base 391 to 4743 and encodes 1450 amino acids. Lineage: Eukaryota; Metazoa; Arthropoda; Insecta; Diptera; Dolichopodidae.
AUUUCACUUUAAAAAUAAAGAAAUCGAAUUUUUAGUUUAUAAAAUUAAUGAUUCAAAUCAAUAAUAAAAGAAACUUGAAUUAUUCUCAAUUAAUUCACAAUUUAUUUGAAAUCGAAAAUAAUAAAAAAUAACUUUAAUGAUGAUGGACAAAUAAUUAAGUUAAUAUAAUUGAAUCAGGGCAAUGACAUAAAAAAGCAAAAAUAAAACAAAGUAAGGAAAAUCAAUUUUUCAAUUCGUUGUAAAAAAAUCAACAAAAGUUAUUUUAAAAUAAAUAUUUUCGUAACAAUAAUGUUUCAUAAAACUCACAACAAAAUUAUGACAAAAAAUUGUGUUAAAAGCUAAGAAAAAAAUAAAUGGUUAAUUUUGUCUACAAUAAUUUACUUGAAAUAAAUGACGGACAAGGAGAUUGAAACAGAAAAGGCAGCCGUAGUACUAAUGUCAUCAUCGACAGUAAUUUCGCCAACUACCCCAACUCCGUCUGGUAGAUCAAGCAGACCACCAACAAUACCAACCCCUGCACCCAGACAUUCUUUAACAUCUAAAACUCUAAACUCACCAUCAAUUGAGAAUUUUCAAAAUAUACAAGAGGGUCUUAAUGUAAGGUCUAGAAAAAACUCGGUUGAAGAUUGUGGAAACGGAUCAGGGAUUACGAAAGAAACUGCACUUUUGGAAGCUACUCUAAAAUGUGAUCCUCAGUUUUCGAGAUUUGCAGACUAUUUUGUUAUAUGUGGUCUUGAUUUAGAUGAAGGCCUUGAGCCUGAUCGCUUUGCUGGAGACAGUCUGCAUUGUUCACCACUUGAGAGAGCUUACAAGAGUAAGCCGCUCUGCCACUACCCAGAAAAUGUCCCAUGGAAUCCUUUUGACGCUGCUGGAAUUUGUAUGCUUUCUUUACCACAAGGAUUACGAUUUCGAACACAAAAGCACAACAUAGAAGCAAAUUUCCAUUCCUUUGCAACUACUCGAGAGGAUGGAAAACGUUGCCAUGGAUUUAGUUUAAUUUUUUAUGAAGAAGUUAGAAAUCGCAACAUUUGUAGUGCAAUGCAAACACUCCAAGCAAUGUUCAUAACAGAAUUAUCAAAUAGUCAAGCCACAUCUACAUUAAGGAGAGUCAAGGAAGGUCCUGUGAGUCGAUCUUUACCUAGACAUUUUAAAAUGGCUGCUGCUCCAACAUCAGCUUUAAGCUAUUAUGAUGUUACAAAAGACAAGCUUUACGUGGCCAAAUCUAUUUCACUUGUGUGUCAAGUACCAUAUGCAUGGGCAGCUGAAAUAUUUUUAACAAAUUUGUAUAAAUGUCUUCCGCGAUCUCCAGGGCCUGGUCUGAGUUUAGAAAGUUAUGUAUAUAAUAUUUUAUAUGAAGUAAUGCUACCUCAGCCUGGUAAAUCAAUUCGAAUUUAUUUACCACCAGAAGAGCCUCAAUUGCCACCGAUACCAAUGAUAUUACAAAGACCUGAUAAGGAUGAAUUACCUUUACUUGAUUUUCCUAUUCGGCUAUUGUUCUCAUAUUUAGGAGUAGAAUGCGUGAUACAAUUAUUUACCUGUGUUUUAUUAGAAAAUCAAGUUUUAUUACGAUCUAAUGAUUAUCAAAAGUUAAUGAUUAUAGGAGAGUGCAUUACGUCUCUUUUACAUCCAUUUGUUUGGCCGCACGUUUAUGCACCAAUUCUUCCAGCAGCAUUACAUCAUUUUCUUGAUGCUCCUGUACCAUUCUUAAUGGGUUUACAUGCGGACUGUGAAAUAAAUGCCAAAAUUGGCUCAGAAGCUACCCUUUGCUAUGUUGACAUUGACAGAAAAACGAUUCAAUUACCUGAAGAACUUCCAAUUUUUCCACAUAAACUAGACUUCAUGUCAGAGAUAAUUACAAUUUUAGAUAAAUAUCAAAUUCAAAGGGAUAAGUCAUUAGAGCCACGAAAUCAAAGAAACUAUUUUCAUCAGCCAGUUAAAACUGUUAGUUUAAUAAAUGGGGCAUGCGAUUAUGACCCUAUGACAUCCAGUUGCACACUUCCAUCGGGAAUGCAAGUGAGGGGAAGAAAAUCUUCAAUGCACGAUUCAUUUUAUGCCUCCGACCAUUCAAGAGAUCAUUCCGCUGAAACCGCUCCCUUAAUUUCGGGCUCUACAAAACCUGAACCUAUGCCUCGCAUGAUGGACAUUAUGAAAAGAAGUGCUAAAAAAUUAGACGAUUUCAUUAUUUAUGAUGAUUCAAUGCCGAAAAGUAGAAAUACUAAAGAAAAGCCACUUACUUUACAAGAUCAGUACGUGGAAGAUCAAAGAUUAAACAAUUCAAUCAGGGAAUUGUUUUUAAAUCGUUUUGUUCAUAUGUUUGCCGCCUAUGAUCAAUUUGUCAUAUUUCCAAAUCAAGGGAAAGAAGAAUGGUUAAGCAAUCGGGAAUCUUUACAAAAUUUUGAUAAAGCGUCAUUCUUGUCUGAUCAACCAGAACACCAUAGACCAUUUUUGUGUAGAUUUCUGGAGAGUCAAAUGUUUGCUACAUUAAUAGACAACAAAAUUAUGGCUGUUUGGGAGAAAGAAAUUGACACAAAUUUGAAAUUAUUCGAUGCUCGAAUAAAAAUUUUGAGAAAACGUCAUGGGGGGGAGAGCAUGCUAAGAGCAAAUAGUUACGAGCCUUGUGUUUUAAAUCAAGAAGCCCAACGAAUGUUAGAAAAACGAUUAAUCACUAUUGAUUUAGAAGUAACGCCACCUAGCGAAAUUUUACCGAAUCGACCAGCAUACUUUCGAGGGUUUCCACUAUUGGAAAAAUCUGUUCUAAAUCAAGAGUGCGCGUCGAGGGGUAAUAGUUUAAGGCGUGUAAAAAAUGGUUCAACAAAGUGGCGAACAAAAGAAAUUAAUUUGGAGGGUAAACCACCACCCGUUCCUGCAACAAAUCGAAACUCAGCUCAUUUAACAACUUCUGAUAUGAGUCCAGCGUUAAUAGCACAAGCAAAUUGGACAUUUGUCGAAAAAUUAUUAAAGGAUGUAAAAACCAAAACUAAACGAAUGUUACUCGAAAAAAUGGGCAAUGAAGCAUUCUUGUUAGGUCUUUCAGGUGAAAAUGUUAAUGGAAUAGAAGAAAACACUUUAAUUGCAUCACUCUGUGACUUAUUAGAAAAAAUUUGGUCACAUGGUUUACAAAAUAAACAAGGAAAAUCUGCUUUAUGGUCUCAUUUACAAGCAUAUAUGGAAUUACAUGAACCAAGAAAUUCUGAUAAAAUUGAUUCAAACUUUUUAGCACCAGCUGUGGCCUGGAGUGUAAUGCGGAAAAGAAUGGAUUACCGUUCUACUUUCAAAAUUGAACCAGAAUCUCCAGCAAGUCCAACACGUGGUCGAUUGCGUGACCGUAUAGGUAGUAUUGUUUCCUUGGAACAACUUCGUCCUCUUCCAGAAUCUAUAGAAUUUGAUUUUAGAAAUGUUUUGGCCAUGACUGAUAUUAGAACUCCAAUUGGAUACACUAGAGCUUGGAUAAGAUUAUCUUUAGAAAAGAAGUUAUUGUCAAGACAUUUUCGUACACUAUUAUCAGACCAGGGCUUAUUAAGACUACUUUAUAAACGAUCAGCAUUUUUGCGAUGCGAAGAAGAGAAAGAACAAUUUCUUUAUCAUAUUUUAACUCUCAAUACCGUAGAUUAUUACUGUUUUACAAAUAUUUACCCUACAACAAAAUUACCUUACCGUAUUAUUAUAUUUCCAUCAAAAAAACACGGUAACGCUCAAACUUCAAGUAAUGUUUGGAUAGCUAUUUCGGGAGCUUUAUGUGAAACAAAACAAAUACCAGUGCCAAAAGGAACUCUUGAAUUUGUUUUCCAUCAUAAAAAUUUAGGACUUCUUACAACAAUGAGAAUCGGACAUGACAAUUAUGGUCCUAUUAAUAAAUGGAUGGUGGAGCAUGUUGUAGUUAGAAACGAAGUUACUGAGCAUACUUAUAAGUUUCCAUGUGGUCGUUGGCUUGGUAAAGGCAUUGAUGACGGUUCUUCUGAACGUCUUCUGGUUGGACAACGUGUGCCAAAAACUGUGGAUACUGAAGAAUUAGUUCAGGUUUGUCAGACACCGCCAAGAGCCAGAAGUCCAAGCAUACAAAGGACUGAAUUAAGGCCAUCAGAAAUACAAAAUAUGAUUGGUGAUUGUGUGAAUACAAUUGUAAAAUGGCACUAUAAGCCAAGUAAAGAUCGUGAUGUUGGAUCCCUCACUAAUUUACUAUGUGGAGAAGAUGGUUUAGUAAAAUGUUUGGAGCAUGUGUUUCUUUGUGGUUUUCGUUCAACCAGAUUUUUCGGAAAAAAUUUAUUUCUAUGGGAUUAUUUUGCUAAAGUAAAGGAACAAUUUGAGAUAAAUUUAAAUUUUGAAAAUUUCGACUCACAAAAUCAACGUAGUGGAAAUGAAUCUCCUUCAAUAUUUACCUCAUUUACAAGUGUUUCAAAUGAUUCGCCAUAUCUUCCAAAUAUGACGUCGGCACAACGUCAUGAAUGGAUAUCUGUUUGGAGAUGCUUUGUUUAUUUGAUAGAUGAAAUAAAUUCUGUAACUAAUUCCUUAGGAAAAGAUGGAAAAUUUCAAUUAUUUAUGUGCUUAUGUUUAAGAGAACACAUUUUACACCGAAUGUUAUCACCUAUGGCUGCCACUAAAGUAACACAAGAAUUAUAUGAGGAACAAAGUUUUUUAAGACGUCGCGGACUUUUAACAUUUUUAAUACAAAUACUUGAACCUUUAGAUGAAUUCCAUAUAGUUUUAGAAAAUUCUAUAACGCAAGGAAUACCAUCGCAAUGUUAAAUCAAUAUUAUUAUACAUUUAUUAUUCAUAUAUGAUGUGUGUUGUAAUUAAAUUUCACCAAGAAAAUAUUAAUAUGCAUCUAAUUGACUAUAUUAAUUUCAUAUUAAUUUAAAGUUAAAAUAUACAUGUACCAUUCGUUUCAAAAUUGAGUGCAAUAAUGUAGAACAAUGAUAAAAUUUUUAUUUUAAAAUACAUACAUAAUUUAUUAAGGACAUUCUGAAAGUAUAUUAUAUGUAUACUAUUUAGGUACUAUGUAUUGUAUAUUAUAAUCUUUGAAUAAGCACACAUUGUAAGAAUAUAAUGUAAGAUUUUUGCCCAAAUUUAAAUAUAUUUUUUGUGAUAUUAUUACACAAAACUUGAAAGUAUAAGUAUCUGGAAGAUUAUAAUAACAAAUCUUCAACAAUUUGAUUAAAAUCAAUUAAUGUAAGAAAUUAUAAAACAAGAAGCCAAAAAGAGAAUAAUUUAUUUUUGAAUUUAAAAAUCAUAAAUUAAAAAUAAUAAACUUAUAUGUAUGAAUUGAUUGUAAAAGAGAAUGUAUAGGAUAUUUAAAGCAAUGUUAAAUUUAAAAGAAAUGAUAAUAUAUUUUAUAUAUAUAUAGAUAAUUUUUAAAAUUUGAAAAUACUCUGCUAUUAUAAGUUAUUAAUACCAAAAAAAAAAAAACAUAAAUUUAGUCAUCCAAAUGAUAUUAAAACUGGCAAUUAAUAUUAAUUUAUAAUAUUAAAUACCUAGAGUGAUUUAAAGCUUAAAUUCAAAAUAAUUUUCUAAGUAAAAUUCCAAAGAUGGUAAAAGAUUCGUUAUGAAAAAAAAAAUAAAAAUUCUAAAUUGAAAACUUUAUCUAUAUUCAAUACUUAAUUUUUAAUUCUUUUAACAUCAAAUAAUUAUGUAAUUAUUGAAAUUAAGUUAAGAAUUAUUAAAAAAAAAAAUCGUAAUGUUAAAAUAAUUAUAGCACAACAUACAUAUAUGUAUUUACAAAUUCAUCACUAUUGUAAAACCGUGUAAUUAUAAAGUAACAAAUUAUUAUGUAAUUGCGACUCUUUUAACGAUUUAUUUUAUUAAUAAUAGCCAAUAACCAUGUUUAAAUGCAAUUCAAUUCCGAUUUUAAAUUUUUUUUAAUUACAUUAUUUCUUUAGAAAAACAUGUUGACGAAGUUCUUUGAUAUUAUAUUUGCAACUGACCUUAUAUAAUUAACAUUCUUGCCGAAUUUUAGUGAUCAUUUUAUUUUAUUUUUAAAGUUGUUGCAUUGUACCUUUUAUUCUUUAUUUUAAUUUUACGAUAUUUGUAUGGGUAAAACUAUAAAAUAAUAAUUCUGAAACAAUUAGAUAAACUAAGUAAACUUGAAGGAUUUCUAGAUCUAAAAAGAUUCUCAUGUAUACAUGUAGUCAUAAUAUUGUAAGUAGAUUAUUUUAAAUUGUAAUUUUAAACUUGUUUAAUUUUUAAUUUUAAUUUCGAACAUUAAUUAAAAAAUUUAAAAUUCGAAGCUUGCCAUAUAGUUUUCCCCUUAGAUUUUUAAAAAAGAGUUUAAGGUAUUAAAUAAUAAUUU